Messenger RNA from Histoplasma capsulatum G186AR, 3133 nucleotides. RefSeq names its product fumarate reductase flavoprotein subunit. The coding region runs from base 1 to 1896 and encodes 631 amino acids. The transcript has 6 exons. Gene Ontology annotation, molecular function: oxidoreductase activity; FMN binding. The record is from RefSeq and is a predicted model, not a curated record. Lineage: Eukaryota; Fungi; Ascomycota; Eurotiomycetes; Onygenales; Ajellomycetaceae.
AUGCCUCCUAGGGUUAUCGUCGUUGGUGGUGGAUUGUCCGGCCUCAGUGCGGCUCACACCGUCUAUCUGAAUGGCGGCAAUGUCCUGGUUCUUGACAAGCAAAGCUUCUUUGGCGGCAACUCCACCAAGGCCACUUCAGGCAUCAAUGGUGCUCUCACACGGACACAGAUCGAUCUGGGUAUAGCGGAUAGUGUGAAACAGUUCUAUGAGGAUACUCUCAAAUCUGCCAGAGACAAGGCUCGCCCAGAUCUAAUCAAGGUCCUUACUUACAACUCUGCCUCCGCUAUUCAUUGGCUACAAGAGAUCUUCAAGCUUGAUCUUACUCUUGUGUCGCGACUCGGAGGGCAUUCCUUCCCCCGCACCCAUCGCGGCCAUGAUGCCAAAUUCCCCGGUAUGGCUAUCACAUAUGCUCUGAUGCAGCGCCUCGAGGAGCUCACAGAAAGCGAGCCAAACCGCGUACAGGUGCUUAAGAAGGCCCGUGUCACCGCAGUCAACAAGGAAGGAAACAAGAUCACUGGCGUCACCUAUGAAUAUAAUGGCGAGACCCACAAGGCCGAUGGUGUUGUUGUUUUGGCCACUGGUGGAUACGCUGCUGAUUUCACGGAAGAUUCUCUCCUGAAAAAAUGGAGACCGGACACCUUCCAUCUGUCCAGCACCAACGGUGUCCAUGCCACAGGUGAUGGCCAGAAAAUGCUCAUGGCCAUUGGUGCUAAUGGUAUUGAUAUGGACAAGGUCCAAGUUCACCCAACUGGCCUCAUUGAUCCUAAGGAUCCUGACUCCAAGUGGAAGUUCUUGGCUGCCGAAGCUCUUCGUGGGGAGGGAGGUCUCCUCCUCAACUCUGAUGGCCAGCGAUUCGCUGAUGAGCUGGGCCACCGAGAUUAUGUGUCUGGCGAAAUGUGGAAAGAGAAGGAGAAGGGCAAGUGGCCAAUUCGCCUUAUACUUAACAGCAAAGCUUCCAAUGUCCUUGACUUCCACACUCGCCACUAUUCCGGCCGUGGCCUGAUGAAGAAGAUGACUGGCAAAGAGCUGGCUAAGGAAAUUGGCUGCGGAGAAGCUGCUCUCAGGAAGACCUUCGACGAAUACAAUCAGAUUGCUGAUGGUAAGAAGAAGGAUCCGUUUGGGAAGAAAUACUUCCACAAUGGCCCUAUGAGUGUUGAUGAUACUUUCUAUGUUGCGCUUAUGCAACCCGUUCUCCACUUCACAAUGGGCGGAAUUGAGAUCAACGACAAGGCUCAGGUUUUGAACUCGGAAAAGAAACCGUUUGAGGGUCUAUUUGCCUGCGGUGAGCUUGCUGGUGGUGUCCAUGGUGCCAAUCGUCUUGGUGGUUCCUCUCUUUUGGGAUGUGUCGUUUACGGGCGUGUUGCUGGUGACUCCGCCAGCCAAUUCCUCUUCCAGGAACUCCUCUCUAACCCCUCAGCUCUCGCUUCAUCUCGCCUAAACCAAAUAUCCCUCCACAUCGAUCCGUCCCAGCCGGGCAAAGUGUCCGUUGAAUGGACUACUCCAUCUGGUGUAAGUGGUGCCUCAGCUUCUGUCCAAGCUUCUCCUGCUCCCGUGGCGGCCACAAGCCCUUCUACUGCAUCUGCUGCAUCUGCCAAGGCCGCAGACGGUGCUGCGGACAUCGCGAACUUCAAGGUCCCUAACAAGGAGUUCACAAUGGAAGAGGUUGCCAAGCACAACAAGAAAGAUGACCUAUGGAUCGUUGUUAAGGGUGUCGUGAUGGAUGUCUCUAAUUGGCUCGAUGAGCACCCUGGUGGGGCCCAGGCUCUCUUUAGCCAUAUGGGCAAGGAUGCAACGGAAGAAUUUGAGAUGCUUCACGACGACGAGGUCAUCCCCAAAUAUGCCUCUCACAUCGUCAUCGGACGUGUGAAGGGCCAGACUCCAAGUCUGGAAUACUAAAUUGCUUUUCCUAACCUCUAACCCCUCGGCUGGCCCACUUCACUGUACCAUGAACUUUUCCCUUUUUAUUUGGGUCUCUCACGAACUACAAGAUCUGUAGAUACGAUAUCUCCUUGUACAUUCAUAUUAUCGUCUUUACCACAGCCCUUAAGGUUGUCUUUCCCCACCAAUAAAACAAACGCAAAAAACGGAAAUUUUUGGGUGGGGGAGAACAAGGGAUGAUAUGUUGCCUGUUAUUGUGUUAUGAUUUUAGUUGGUAUUUCCUUUCUUCUCUUUAAAUCUGCAUGUACAUGUGCAUAUUUGGAUCUAUCACUUCUCGUUUUGUUUUGUUUUUUUUUUUUUUUUUUCCGUUUCUUGCCUGGGUUUUUUUGUCCCUUUUAUUUCUGACGUAAAUGGUGUUAAUGAUUGCGUUUUCUUUUUGUUGUAAAAAACCUACCUUUCUAGCUUUGGAAAUGGAAGAGCAAGUAUACCUGGCGUGUUUCUUUUGUUACAUCGUGUAUCUGUGCGGCUAGAUGUUAGGCUAUAUUUCUCCUGUGUUUUCUGGUGCUGUAGUUGUUAAGAUGAUACGACACGGAAAGAAGUCCAUUGAAGACAACACGCACAUAGCGGUCACAUAUUUACCAUGCUCCUUAUUCAUUGUCAAGCAUACAAUUCCAUCUAACUCAAUUCAAAAAACGGGGAAAAUCUAGGCCUCUAUUUAUAUUCUUUUCCGUUCCCAUCAUGAUACAACCCAUAAAUAAAGUGAUCUAAAUCCACCCGAUAAACAGCGGUAAACAGGCUCCCUACCGCGUACAAGAGCACAGCCCUAACCAGCACACCAGCGCGUUGCAGCACGGUUAGCCCGUCAUCGCCAUCAUCAUCUCCCCCAUUCUCAAGCAAACGACACGGCCCAUCCUUCCCCCCGUCGCAAGUCCGCCGACACAACUCCACCUCAUCCGUGACAACCCCAUCGAGCCCGCGCCGAAUGCACAACCGCAUAAACUCCUCCCUAUUCACCGUCCACGCGAAGACCUGCUGCCCCGCCUCCCUGGCGUCGGCGAGGAAUUGCGCACCCCCAGGGCCCAUGAGCGCGUGCAUAUUCAUGUUGAAGAUUAUGUGGGGGACCUUCAGGAAUUGGCGGGCGAAGGCGAGGGAGAAGGAGAUUAGGGAGACCGGGUAGGCCGGGAAAAGGCGGUGGGCGAGGGAAAGGUAUUUAGUCUGAUGGAUGAUGAUGAUUAUUGUUAUUUUGUAAAUCCGA